GAGAGAGAAGUAGGCCGACCCCUGCCUGCUACAAAAACCCAUGCUGUGGUUUUCAAAGACCAUAUAUACCAGCCGUGAAGGUGUGAGCAGUGACGGAAGUGGGAGACGCCCGAGGAGCAAGUCAGGGGCUGAGGCUCCAUCAAAGUGCCUUCACCAGAGCCCCCGGCCUACGAGCAAGAAAGAAGGACGUCAGUCCGGAGCAUACCUCACUUGAUAAACUAUCUCAUUUCCCAGCCAGCUGGACCCUCAUGGCCAAGCCUUCCUCCACCUGACUUAAGCCAACUUAAGCUAGUGCCUGGAACAGGGAGAUGGUCUUGGAGCCCGGAAGGCCUUGUCUAGGAAUCCCCAUGUGCUUUCAGGAAAUCGAGGCCAAGGACAUCACUGGAGCCAACGUUUGCUUUGAGUUUCUGCAGCUGCUGACAACGUGCCGGACCCUGAUGGCACCUGGCAGAGGCUGCUUGGUCCUGGCCAUUCUGCUGGCAAUGGUGGACAUCCGACUUGGUGGGUGCUUGCACAUCCUCAGCUCAUUUUCCCAGGAUGGAAAGCAAUUAAGCUUGAUCUGUACUUUGCGGCAUACAAAAGAAGAGGCUGAGGGUGCUAUAGUGUUUUUGUGCAAGGACAGGUCUUCGGGCUGUUUCCCUGAGACCAGCCUGCGGCAACUGAGACUUCGACGGGAUCCCAGGGAAGAUGGCAUCAGCGAAAGAUCAUCUCAGUUGGUGUUCACCAUAAACCAUGCCACACCAUCGGACAGCGGGACCUACCAGUGUUGUGCCACAAGCCAGAGGCCAGAUAUGCGCCUUCAGGGCCACUUUUUCUCUGUUUUAGUCACAGAGGCAGGGAACUACACAGUCAAAGGAUUGAAGCAAAGAAGACACCUCGAGUUCACUCACAGUCAAGGCACUCCCAGUUCAGGCUUCCUGCAAAAGGUCUGGGUGAUGCUGGCCACUAGCCUGCUGGCCCUUCAAGUAAACAAGGAAGCCAAACAAAAUGAGAACACCAACUUUUUUGGAAGAGAUUUUUAUUUGACACUAGAAAGAAGAGAGAAGAAACAGGCAAAGAUAGGUAGGAGAAGAAAGCCAGAGCCAGUGACUGACUCAGCACGAAACCAAGGAAAUGAAGAGACCCUGGCAUUGGGCAGAAUCGCCCCCUCCACCCAGCGCAGCUGAAGGAAGAAACAGCUGUGUGCCAAGCCGCAACACGGAGCAUAAGUGCCCAGCUUCAACCAUGUUUUUGUCCAUCUCUUUGGUCACAUCUCUUUCCUUUUAAAUAAAUGCCCAAAGCAAUA
This is a messenger RNA of Prionailurus viverrinus (fishing cat), 1285 nucleotides long. It is a transcript of the gene CD160, whose product is annotated as CD160 molecule. Gene Ontology annotation, molecular function: transmembrane signaling receptor activity. The transcript has 5 exons. Gene Ontology annotation, cellular component: plasma membrane. Bases 309 to 1166 code for a protein of 285 amino acids. The record is from RefSeq and is a predicted model, not a curated record. Gene Ontology annotation, biological process: regulation of adaptive immune response. Lineage: Eukaryota; Metazoa; Chordata; Mammalia; Carnivora; Felidae.